AUGUGCAUUCUUGGCCUUGUGCAAAGUCGUCAUCCCUAUUUCCUAUUCAUUCUGGUUGACAACAGAGAUGAAAAUCCCUCUCGCUCCACAGGCAAUAUUGGUUGCAGAAUAGAUGCAGAAACUGGUUAUAGAAUUAUUUCAGCUGUUGACAAUAAGGAAGGAGGCACUUGGAUGGGAUUCAACGCAGACACAAAAAACUAUGUUGUGCUCACCAAUGUGUUUGGUCCUCAAUGUAUUCCAUCCUUACAAAUGUUAGAUCAAGAAACAACUGAAAGUAACGGAACGUCAACUUCUCCAAUCGUCAUUUCGAGGGGUGUGAUCGUGAGUGGAAUUUUGAACUUUUCUAAAAAAUUGACGACCAUGCAAGAUGUGAGCGAAUUACAACAUCAAGUAUUGAAUCAAUAUUUUGGAGAAGGGAAAUAUAUGAGGGGAUUUAAUAUUAUAAUGGGUAAUUUGAGUGAAAUUUCAGAAAAAUCAAAAAUGUUUUACAUGACCAAUAGAGACGAAAAUGCUCUAGAUACUUUUCAAAACCAUUACAUGAUUAGAGAAUUAGAACAUGAUCAAAUUCAUAUUGUAUCCAAUUCAUAUUUAAACGAUUCAACAAAUGAGCUUUACAAGAAAUACAAGAUUGAUUUAUUACGCAAUUUAUUGGAUGAGACAAUGAAAAAAACUCAACACGUUACAAAUGCAUGUGAAAUGAGAAACGAGUUGGAGAAAUGUAUCACCAAUCGAUUAUCUGAUUUCUACGACGGUUGUAUUGUCAGGAAUACUUUGGAACAAGCAGAUUCAAUGGAUUUUAAAAAGAAUCCUGAAUUAUUGAAAUAUAUUCCGCCACAUUGGAUGGCCGAAGAGCAAACUGUAGAACACUUUAGAUUGCGUUACGAUUCCCAUUUCAACAUCUUUGUGAAUAGGACCUACUUUAAAACAAGAUCUCAAAGUAUUAUUUUGGUUGAUGUGUUGGGUAAAGUGCAUUACUUUUACAGAGACACAGAUUUAUUGUUUCUCUCUGAACAUGGCGAGAGGAAAGAGCUUGCCACACCUUUGAACCGUCAUGAGGAGUUGGUUUCUGAAAAUAAUGAGAUGAUGAUGCAUGAACGAUCAAAAGCAGAAAUUGAAGACAUUCAAAAACAAAGAUCUGUCGAAGUGUCAAGUCGACGUUUAACUUGGGAACACAUUUGUAUCGAGUAA
Naegleria fowleri is the source of this 1188-nucleotide messenger RNA. RefSeq lists its product as uncharacterized. NCBI's taxonomy places the organism in Eukaryota, Heterolobosea, Eutetramitea, Acrasida, Naegleriidae. The transcript is spliced from 2 exons. The record is from RefSeq and is a predicted model, not a curated record. Bases 1 to 1188 code for a protein of 395 amino acids.